AUGCGUCGCCUGUACUUUGGAGUUUUUCAGCUAGGCACACCACCAAAGCAGUUCACGGGCUGCUUCGACACUGGCAGCUCUGACACUUGGGUGCCCUCGACAUCCUGUGUCAACCCCUCGUGCAUGACCCACAACCGCUACAGCACGACCGCUUCCAGCACAUUCAAUGCCACGACGCACCCAUUCGAGAUCACAUAUGGCACGGGCGCGGUGGCGGGCAGUGUGGCAUACGAGACGCUGACACUGGGGACGGGGGACUCGGCCAUUCAGGUGCCCCACCAGGGCUUCGGCAUGGUCUACGACUCCAGCAUGGACUUCCUCUCCGCCUCCUGCGACGGCCUCUUUGGGCUGGGUUUCCCGCAGCUGUCCAACAUGCGCACGCUGCCGGCAUUCUUCAACAUGAUGACUCAGGGCCUGCUGGACGCGCCCACAUUCUCCAUCUACCUCAACCCCGACCCGUCCGCCGAGCCGGCCGGCGAGGUCCAGUUCGGCGGCAUGAACAACGCCCGCUUCACCGGCACCGUGGCCUGGACGCCUGUCGUGGAAAAAUCGUAUUGGACCGUGUCGCUGACGGGUGCCAAGGUGAAUGGGCGGUCGGUGGUGCUGCAAGCCACGACAGCCAUCAUGGACAGCGGCACAACCGCCAUCCUAGUCAGCGCAACGGAUGCUGCAGCCAUCCACGCGGGAAUCCCAGGAGUGGCCUAUGACAGGCAGGGAGGGUACUACAGCAUCACCGGCGGCUGCGAUUCCCUGGACAGCCUGCCUGACAUCGCCUUUGUGGUGGAUGGGAAGACUUACUCCAUGCCACCGGUGCAAUGGACGCAGUCGAUGCAAGGUGCGAACGGCGGCGCGACAAACCAGUGUAUAAGUGCGAUCAUUCCAGGGGGCGACGAUCACUCAGUGAUCUUGGGGGACAACUUCAUGCGAUCGUGGUACACAGUCUACACAUACGACAUCAAGACCAGGACUGCGUAUGUGGGCUUGGCUGAGGCAGCCGCCAUGAGUCAAUGA
This is a messenger RNA of Coccomyxa subellipsoidea C-169, 1011 nucleotides long. RefSeq names its product acid protease. The record is from RefSeq and is a predicted model, not a curated record. Gene Ontology annotation, molecular function: aspartic-type endopeptidase activity. The coding region runs from base 1 to 1011 and encodes 336 amino acids. The transcript is spliced from 7 exons. Lineage: Eukaryota; Viridiplantae; Chlorophyta; Trebouxiophyceae; Coccomyxaceae. Gene Ontology annotation, biological process: proteolysis.